GAGUCAUAGGGGGACACCUCAGCCCACUAUGGCCCACCGGCCACCGACCUUCUUAGCUGCGUUCACACGGAAUACUAAGUUAGUAACUAUGCUGAUCUAACCAAUCACAUGUGAGUAUGUUGAACAUAUUUUAAUUAUAAUACCAUUGACAUGGAAACACUAAACUUUGUAAAUAUAUUAGUAAGCAAGAUGAUUAUGAAUGAUAAUAACUCUCCCGUUCUAUUUUAUAUUUAUGAAUAUGUUAAUGAACACAGAGCUCCUUAAUACUCUGUCGCUUAGCUAUUGCAUCCUUUGUUAAAUUAAAAGUGUUGAAAUAUGUUAAACACUGAAAGUGUUAACUCCAAAAGAAGAAAAUCUAAAACGAUAGCGGACAACUCGAAAAAAGAAGUCGAAUCAAGACGUCCUUCAAGCGAUCUCAGCAAGACGAAUGCAACUGUUAAUAAUAAUAAUAAUAAAUCUAUUUCAUUUGACAAUUUUCAACAUAUAAUUUAUGAAAAGGCCGCGAUUGUUUAUGCGUAUUUGAAAGGUGAAGCUGACGCUGUUCUGCCAACAUUUCAAGAUGAGAGAGUGAAAAGAAGGGCUUACAGUCUUGCAUUUGGCGCUAAGAAAUAUGAAUCAGUUUUAAAUGAUAUUUUGCUUGACAGCUAUUUUUUUUCAAGCUAUUUUAAGCUUGAAUCUUACUACCGCAAUCAUGUGAUGGUCAUGCUUCUCGACUACCAACAAAAUAAUUUUCAAUUUGAUGAUGCAUCUCUAAAUGGAAAUCAUAUCCGAAACACUGACGACGAUCCUUUUCCACAUGUUACCGAAAUUCAAGAUGCUCUUGUUUCGUUUUACAUAAAAUUGAGAGCUUCUUUGGCCAGAAAUCGCAUCCGGGAGACAGCUUUAACUGUGGAAGAUUUACUCCCGAAAGAAGAAAAGGAGAAAAAUGAACACGUUUGCUAUCAACCUAUUUACGCUUACGUGAACACUUUAAGAACAACUGUUGAGGAAAUAUGUGGUUUGUUAGAACAGAGUGGGUUUGUUAAAGAUAACAACGCUGUGGAUUAUUCAAAUUUCUCAGGUCACCGUUUCUCAGUCGAUGUUCAUCUACACGACGUGAUCAUAUUUCCCCGGGAUGUAAAGUUUGAUGUUUACAACCAUGAUUUGGUCCAAUGUGGAUUCCUAGUUGUUCAGGACAAAUCAAGAUUAAUAGCACCUGAGGUUGUCAGAAGUGUUUUAUUUCAAUUGACUUUGGCCAAAGAGAAAGCUGCAUCAUUGAUUCCGGGAGAAAUCAGACCCAUAUUCAAUGAUGGAGAUGAUGUGAUUAUUGUUCAUUCUGAUUCAGUGAAUCUUAUUGCUCGUGUUUCAUGUUAUGUCCACCCACAACGAUCGCUGUUCGUAUUCGGUGUCAAGUCUUCCCAGUUUGAAGAAUUGAGAUCGAUACUUGACAUUCUUGGAGUUCAAAAUGUAGUUCUUCUGGAAGAUAAUUUUCUUGAUGUAUUACCAAAUGACGAUCGUUUUCGAAAAGUUCGUAUUGUGCUGUACAACGCUGCUUGCUCGAGAUCUGGUGUCAUUAGUCCAAUUGACUAUGUGUUACAAGAAGGAACUGCGUGCGUGCACGAUCUAGUGAACGGUGUUGAAUCUAAUAAACUACGUGGUUUAGUUCUGAAACAUCAGGAGAUCAUUAAGCAUGCCAUGAAGUUCUUCUUUGUGCAUUAUAUCGUCUACGUUACAAACUCUGCUUACAAGUUAGAGAACGAGGAUGUUAUUAAGAAUGUCAUCGACAGCAAUCACUCAGACAAGAAUACUUCCAACCCGUUUCUGGUCUCAUCAUUUUUGCCUGAUUUAACUGAGAAGUUAAGAACAUUCAACGCAAAUUCAGCUGAAUAUCCUCCUUCAGAAGAGAACCAUGUUACAGAUAACUAUUUAAAACUGAACGGGAAAAUGGGAAUAAAUGGUGGAUUUGUUUGCCUGCUCCAAAGACAGAAAUUGGUUGAUUCUGCGAACGAUGUAUUAGAAAGGGCAGCAAAAAAAGGGUUGAUGAAAGGAACAAAACGUGGCAAAAAAGCGGGAACACCAUUGUUCACAUCUGAUAAAAAUAAGCAAUUGUUGGAUGAAGUACCAAAACGACUCGAGAAUAUUUCAGUCGAAGUCGCCGAUGAAAAAGAGCCGAAGAUGACAGAUAAAGAUAGUCAACAUGAACGUACCAAAAAGACUUCAAUUAAGCCAUUUCAAUUUUAGUUCAAACAUGCAUACGUAUCCAUUUAUUUAUUAUUGCAUGCACCAUGUGAUAGUGUUGACACGCGACGAGGAAAAGAACAAAAAUGCAACGUUCCUCAUUUUGAUUCAAAUAUACAUUUCUUAAGAAACAAUUAUUGACAAGUUAAUGUCCCGUAAGCAUCUAUUAAAACAGUGUAAAUAUAUGUAAACCCAAAAAACACGUCAGAUCUUAGGUGUCAGAUAAAAUUCUGGUAAACAAGUCACUGCCAUCGAUGUAAAAAUAGCCCAGAUGUAUAAUUAUAUUCGUCUUGCAGUAUACACAGCAUUGAAAUCAGCAAGGCCUUAGUCAGUGGAAAAACAUAGCAAUUCU
Dendronephthya gigantea is the source of this 2569-nucleotide messenger RNA. Its product is annotated as putative methyltransferase NSUN7. Bases 316 to 2220 code for a protein of 634 amino acids. Lineage: Eukaryota; Metazoa; Cnidaria; Anthozoa; Malacalcyonacea; Nephtheidae. The record is from RefSeq and is a predicted model, not a curated record. The transcript is spliced from 8 exons.